GUCGGUCCCGAUCAGUUCUUGAGUUCAAUUAAAAGAUCAUUGUCUAUUGCAAUAUCAUGUUUACAUCGCGUGGCUUAUUUUCGAAACACGUAGAGGCUGCAGAAUAUUUUAGACUAGGAAAUAAAUACAGGAAUGGCGAUACGGAAGCCGCCUUGAAGUUGGUCAGCCAAAAAAAUUCGAGAGUGGAAAUCAAAGAAGACAAUUGGGAUCCUGGCCUAGGCGGUGACAAAAACAAAUAUAAAGUCAGCGGUUUCUCUGAUGGCGAUCAUCAAAAAAGAAAGCAAUCUGAUAGUUCCGAAAAAAACGCCAAAGAUGAUGUACCGAGCAUAUCAUUUUUCACACUGUUUCGUUUCGCCACUACAACAGAUGUUUUGUAUAUUAUCAUAGCCCUGGUAUCAUCGGCUGUGGCAGCCUGUUCCACACCAUUGAAUACUCUGUUAUUAGCUGACUUACUGCAAAGCAUGGUGGAUUUUGGCAUCUCCGUAGUUCAAGAGAAUCCAAAUGGAGACGCAUUCUUGGAAUCACUUUUCUACUUCGCCUUGUAUAAUUCUAUCAUAGGCAUACUAUUGGUCAUUUUCACUUAUAUCGCAACGGUACUAAUGAAUAUCGCUGCAUAUAAUCAGGUAUAUAAAAUAAGACAAGAAUAUCUCAAAGCAGCUUUGAACCAGGAUUUCGAGUAUUUUGAUAUCCAUAAAACUGGGGAUAUAGCUACCAAGAUAAACAGCGAUAUACUGAAAUUAGAAGAUGGCAUUGGUGAAAAGCUGGCCACUUUCAUAUUUUACCAGUGCUCAUUCAUCAGUUCAAUUAUCAUGGCGCUUAUAAAAGGCUGGAAGCUGGCCCUCCUUUGUCUGAUAUCAUUUCCGGUUACAAUGACACUUGUUGGAGUAGCUGGACUGGUGGCUUCAAGGCUAUCAAAGAAAGAAGCAAUAGCGUCCGGUAAGGCCGGAGCGAUCGCCGAAGAAGUGUUGUCGUCUAUUAGAACAGUGUACGCGUUUACGGGCAUGCAAAAGGAAAUCGAACGAUAUGAAAAAUACCUUAUAGAGGCGAGAAAGAUCAAUAUUCAGAAAGGUCUUUUCAACGGUCUCGCUAUGGGCUUCCUUUUCUUUUGUAUAUUCUGUGCGUACGCAUUAUCCUUCUGGUUCGGCUACAGACUUAUGGUUGACGAACCAGAGAAUUAUGAUGUAUCAACAAUGAUCGCAGUUUUCUUUGGUGUAAUGACCGGAUCCGCUAAUUUCGGUGUAUCAUCAACCCUAAUGGAAGUGUUCGGUGGAGCCCGCGGUGCGGGUGCCCAAAUCUUUAAUUUAAUUGAUAAUGUACCAAUAAUUAACCCAUUGCGGAAUCUCGGAGUCACGCCGCCAUCCAUUGAUGGUAACAUUGAGUUAAAAGAUGUGGUAUUCCAUUAUCCUUCUAGACCUGAUGUACCAGUACUCAAAGGCGUAAACCUAAGGGUGAAAAGAGGGCAGUCUGUCGCGCUUGUUGGACAUUCGGGAUGUGGAAAGUCAACGAUCAUACAACUCAUAUCUAGAUAUUAUGAUGUUAUAGACGGAAAUGUGUGCAUUGAUGGUAAUGAUGUUCGUCAACUGUCUGUUCGUUGGCUUCGGUCUCAGAUUGGUCUGGUCGGUCAAGAGCCUGCGCUUUUUAACAUGACAGUUCGCCAAAACAUUCGCUUUGGUCGCGAGGAAGCUACAGAUCAAGACAUCGAAGCGGCAGCAAAGCAGGCAAAUGCUCACGAAUUCAUCAUGAAACUUCCCAAUGGCUACGAUACGCUGGUUGGUGAAAGAGGGGCUUCGAUAUCUGGUGGACAAAAGCAAAGGAUUGCUAUAGCGCGUGCUUUAGUCAGAAAUCCUCCUAUUCUCCUCCUAGACGAAGCGACGAGCGCUCUAGAUACGUCAUCUGAAGCCAAAGUACAAAAGGCUUUAGAUAAAGCCCAAGAAGGUCGCACAACAAUUGUAGUGGCACACAGACUUUCAACUAUCAGAAAUGUUGAUGUUAUUUACGUUUUCAAAGAGGGCUCUGUAAUUGAGACUGGCAACCACGAUGAAUUGAUGAAGUUAAAAGGACAUUACUACGAUAUGGUAAUGCUGCAAACGUUCCCUGGAAGUGAGGAGGAUGACGACAAUAACGGAGACAACGAAAGUCGGCUGUCUCGAAAAAUAUCUAAUUUGAAUAUAAACGAUGAUGACGACAUUAUAGAAUUAAAAAAUUAUGGUGUUGAGGAACACAGUGACGUUCCAACUGAUGUGUCAUUCUGGAGAGUAGUCCGCUUAAAUUCGCCAGAAUGGAAAUCCGUUUCUCUAGCCAGUUUUUGCGCUUUUCUUAGUGGAUUUGCCAUGCCUCUCAUCGCAGUAAUCUUUGGUGAUUUUAUUGGGAUACUUUCAAAUCCAGACGAAGAAAAAGUUUUAGCAGAGGUACAACGUUUCGCGUUGAUAUUCGUUGGCAUAGGCUUAUAUUCUGGCGUUGCUAAUUUCACCAUGGUAUUUUUGUACGCCAUUGCUGGGGAACAUCUAACGGAACGUUUGAGAAAGAUGAUGUUUGAAAAACUCCUUCAACAAGAAGUCGCAUUUUAUGACGACAAGAACAACACAACUGGAGCACUGUGCGCUAGAUUGUCGGGUGAAGCAGCUGCUGUACAAGGGGCCACAGGGCAGCGUAUCGGUACUGUAUUGCAAGCAAUCGGGACAUUUGGUUUUGCUCUGGUACUUUCCUUAGUGUACGAAUGGCGAGUGGGUCUAGUUGCUUUAACGUUUAUUCCAAUAUUGGUUUUUGUACUGUAUAAAGAAGUAAGGAUGGCCUACGCGGAAUCCUUCGGAACUGCGAAGACAAUGGAAGCUAGCUCAAAGACUGCGGUAGAGGCAGUGGCUAAUGUACGAACAGUAGCCUCGCUGGGUGGAGAAACGAAAAUCUUACAAGACUAUAUAAUACAGUUAUUGCCAGCACUUUUGUCAGCAAAGCGUGCUUCGCAUUGGCGUGGUGUUGUCUUUGGACUUUCAAGAUCUUUAUUUAACUUCGUUAUUGCUGCAUCUCUGUACUACGGUGGUACUCUUAUAGUGUAUGAAAAAAUCGAAUAUGAAGUUGUAUUUAAGUCUGCCCAAGCUCUUCUGUUAGGUGCUUCAUCUGCAGCACAGGCUUUCGCUUUUGCGCCCAAUUUCCAAAAGGGAAUCAAGGCAGCAGGACGAGUUGUUUCAUUGCUAAACAGAGAGUCUAAAAUUACCGAUCCUCACGAACCAGUAACCAAGGACUUCUGUGGAUCAGGUGAAGCGAGCAUUCAAGCGGUUCAGUUUAAAUACCCGAAUCGUCCAGCCAUACAGGUGCUUAAGAAUUUCAAUCUGGAAAUUGAGAAGGGAAAAACAUUUGCACUCGUCGGCAGUAGUGGCUGUGGUAAAAGUACUGUCAUUCAACUUCUUCAAAGGUUCUAUGAUCCUGACGACGGCAUUGUGGCUCAAGAUGGUAUUCCUCUACCUAAGCUUACACUCGCAAACGCAAGACAAUCAAUAGGAUUCGUACAACAAGAACCAGUUCUGUUUGAUAGAACUAUCGGGGAGAACAUAGCAUAUGGAAAUAAUGCAAAAAAAGUCAACAUGGAUGACAUUAUCGAGGCUGCAAAGCAAGCCAAUAUACAUAACUUCAUAACUUCGCUGCCUUUGGGAUACGAGACGAACAUCGGGACUAAAGGCACUCAACUGUCUGGUGGACAGAAGCAAAGAAUAGCUAUAGCCAGAGCUUUGAUAAGACGACCGAAAAUGCUGUUGCUUGAUGAAGCGACUAGCGCAUUGGAUACAGAGAGCGAGAAGGUUGUCCAGGAAGCAUUGGACGCUGCUAAAGCCGGUCGAACUUGCGUGAUGAUUGCCCACAGACUAAGCACCGUGCGUGAUGCGGACAGCAUUUGUGUUGUAAGCGACGGGAGAAUAGCCGAGAAGGGCAAACACCACGAACUAUUAGAACUUAAGGGCUUAUACUAUAACUUAAAUAGACGUGCGCAUUCAUAGAAAUCGCAGUGAUCAAUACUUAUCAUAGUACUCAUAAAAAAAUAUAAAAAAUAUGACCAAAGAGUUUUUUUGUUUUUUGCGAAAGCGGUUAUGUCGUUCUAUUUUAGUAAUGUAAUUUUUAUAUCAUUUUAAUUUUAUCUACACAAAUGUUUGACGCUCGUGAUGGGGAGUUUAAUUUGGAAAAUGUGAAAGGUCUGCUAUAUUUCCAAUUAUGUAUUCCUGUGAACUUAUUUACAAUCCAUUUUUUUUUGAGAAUCAUUCCUGCCACUGUACUUUGCUUGAAAAAUGAAGAACUUGUACCUAUUUGUAGUAUCCUCUAUUGUUUUGACAGAAGAUAAUCUACUAUCUGAUGAUUAUAUAAAUUAGUCCCACAUAACUAUUGAAUCACCAAUCUAGGUAAUUCUUGUGUUUGAAAUUAUCUUAAUUUGUUAUAAUGUAAUAUUAUAUUCAAUACGUAUUUGUUUAUUAGUAUUUUAUUUGAUACCCAAUUGUUUUU
Bombyx mandarina (wild silkworm) is the source of this 4482-nucleotide messenger RNA. RefSeq names its product ATP-dependent translocase ABCB1. Lineage: Eukaryota; Metazoa; Arthropoda; Insecta; Lepidoptera; Bombycidae. Gene Ontology annotation, cellular component: mitochondrial inner membrane. Gene Ontology annotation, biological process: oligopeptide export from mitochondrion. Gene Ontology annotation, molecular function: ATP binding; ABC-type oligopeptide transporter activity; ATP hydrolysis activity. The record is from RefSeq and is a predicted model, not a curated record.